AUGAAACCAAUCCCCCUUGAUAUCGCGUGGCAUGUCUUCAACCAUAGCGACACCCAUGUUCAAUCCCAGUUUGCACGAUGCUCGCGCGACUGGCAUUCGUUCUUCAAUCCCCAACUUUACCAGCACGACGUCAAGAAGGGUCGUCACUCCGCCAUCUUUAACACCAUUGCCUAUUGCACGGACACGCAGGUAGCCCUCGCCACGCUUGAGCAUAGCUACCGAGCCGGCGCUGACUACAACAAACCGGCCGUGAUGUACUUGACCGAAGCCCAACAGCCCAGUCCUUAUCUUAUCACGGCUCUAUAUCUGGCCGCUUCGAAAGGCUAUUCUGAUAUCGUGUCGUUUCUCCUCGACCGCGGUGCAGAUAUCGACGGGGUCCCGGACUGCCGGUUGCGCACUCCCGUUUUCAUAUCCCUACUUAGCCGUGAUGCAGAAACGUCCAUGGUCCUCCUCCGGCGUGGGGCGCGCCUUGAGUCUCCCGAGUUCGGGAUCAACGCACUCCACCAAGCAGCUGCUGCGGGACUAACCGAAGUCAUCACCUAUCUGAUCGAGGAGAAAGGACUGGGAGUGGACACGGUCGACAGCAACGGGGACACACCGCUGAUCCACUCGCUAUUGUCACCGUCUCCGGAGACGGUCAUAGCUCACCUGGCACGGUUCGAGGUGGACGUGAACCAGCCGACGACGAUCGACACCUGGCGCAUGACGGCGCUGAGUAUGUCGUGCGAAGACGGUAUGUUCUCUGCCGCCCUGUCUCUUUUGGAAGCCGGAGCGGACGCCACGGGCGAGUCGGACGGCCUGGUGGAAGGGGCCGACCCGGCGCUGCGCAUCUACGAGCAGAAGCCGCUCGAGCUAGCUCUGCUGGCUCGUUCUGAGAAAACACACGGGAGAACGGCGGCGGCGAAGCAAAAGCUCGUCGACCGUCUCAUAGAGUCUGGCGCCGACCCGGAUGCGACGGUCUGUAUUUCUGCGCGCUGCAACUGGACAGGGCCGCUCUUGCUGAAGCUCGUUCGCUUGAGGCGUCGUUGGGAGGCCGAAUUGUUGCUCUCUUCAGGCCUCUUGAACAUUGACCAAUGUGACUCUCAUGGUGCGACGACUCUUACUUGGACGCUUUCGACGUGCCAUGGAGACCCCGUUAUGGCGUCGAUCCUGUUGCGGCGUGGUGCCAAGAUGGACGAAGGAGUGUUACGCACCGUUGUCGAUAAGCUGGUGCGGCUAGCAUGUGUGAGAGAUCAUUGGGGUGUGAUCAGCCUCCUGACACGAGAACCCAAGUUGUUGAAAGUAUUCCACGUGUUAUACUCGCACUGUUUCUGGGUAGCUUCGAAGGAGGGCGAUGCGGUAGCAACGCGAUUUGUGCAGGAUUCGCCGAGGUCAAUCGUGCGCAUGGUGACGGAGAUGCUGAAGAAGGGGAUCAGUCUAACCAAAACUGGGGUCCUCCACGUGAUGCGUUCCAACAAGUGUAGGAAGGCAAAGCCAGGGCCGGUCAUCGCAAUGAUGUUUUCUUGA
Colletotrichum truncatum is the source of this 1506-nucleotide messenger RNA. RefSeq names its product ankyrin repeat protein. NCBI's taxonomy places the organism in Eukaryota, Fungi, Ascomycota, Sordariomycetes, Glomerellales, Glomerellaceae. Gene Ontology annotation, molecular function: protein binding. The record is from RefSeq and is a predicted model, not a curated record.